Pieris brassicae (large cabbage white) is the source of this 1533-nucleotide messenger RNA. RefSeq lists its product as uncharacterized. The coding region runs from base 354 to 1007 and encodes 217 amino acids. The record is from RefSeq and is a predicted model, not a curated record. Gene Ontology annotation, biological process: regulation of transcription by RNA polymerase II. Lineage: Eukaryota; Metazoa; Arthropoda; Insecta; Lepidoptera; Pieridae. The transcript is spliced from 3 exons. Gene Ontology annotation, molecular function: RNA polymerase II cis-regulatory region sequence-specific DNA binding; DNA-binding transcription factor activity, RNA polymerase II-specific; protein dimerization activity.
GAUCUAGCAUAACUUAAGACUAAAACUAAAAAAACUAAACUAAAAAGGAUUGUUAUCAUAAGUAAGUGUCCAAUAACGCUACUUAUAGUCUCUAUAAAAGGAAAGACACUCUGCUCUUGUGUUCAAUUUUAUUUUCAUUUACUUCACUUAAUAUUAAGGUACACUAACACUAAUUCACUAGUUCAAAUGGUUUUAUCCUUUUCAAUCUUCUCACUAGGUCAGUGGUGUCAAGGAGUUGAAUAGCCUCGACAUUCACGUGAUGGUGGAGCCUAUGUUCGAAUGCUCCAGCAGUCUUUUUUAUUAAUGUGGUGACGUCCUCUACAUUAAGGUCCCGAUGGAGGUCGUAAUUGCGAAUGUUCCAGGGAGCAUUGACUAUUCCCCUGAGCACUUUGUUUUGGAAUCGUUGGAUUACUUGGAUAUUGCUAUUACUGAAUCUCCCUGAAGAGCUACAACUUAACUCGUGUCUUCUUUUACCGCCACGAAGCCUCUCCACCAAUAGUCGUGAAAGAUGGCGUCAGCAAAACGUUAGCGGGGCAUUUGCUGAACUACGAAGACUAGUGCCAACGUAUCCUCAUGAUAAGAAACUUUCUAAGAAUGAGAUACUACGGAUGUCUAUAAGGUACAUAGGCCUUCUUUGCGAAGUCAUAGAAUGGCAGAAAAACCACGGUUUACUUACGAAUAAAGAAAAUGCCAUUUUGGCCGUCAAAUGCGAAUCGCCAAUGAGUCCAGUCUCAUGCCGACGGUUCAAAAGAAAUUUUCUAGAGAGACCAGAUGAAAACCACGACUUCAUAGGCAACGAAGAAAAUGAUUUUAGAAGACGUCUUUGCUAUAAAGACUGGUAUGGGAAGGAUUUGAAAAUUCUACGCAAUAAGUUUUAUGUGUCGGCAAGAUGGCGGCAUAUGCCAUUUAGGAAUCUGACGGGGGAAAGAAACGGGAAUAAUUUGCUGAUGAUUGCUCCUAAAGAUGAUGAGAAAAAAGAGAAAAAUGAGGGGAAAGAUAAAAGUUAAUUUCUAAGAUAGACAUGGAGUAACUGUUGAUACUAUAUAUAUGUACUACUGAAUCGCAUCUAGUAUUUAAUUAAUUAGCAUUGAAUCUUGGCCAUUUUAUUGUGUCAGAAAAUUUACCUAUUAAAAUUAAAGAUAUCGUUAAUCUUCAUAUGCGGAAAGUUCAAUAAUAACGUUGUUAUCAGUUUUAUUAUGAAUUAUAAUAUCUCAAAUCAUUGUGUAUAUUUGACGACAAAAAAUAUGUAGGUAGAUAUUUAUUCAUUUAACAUUACUUAAAAUAAGUUUUUUUAGCGCUGUAAAAUUCUGUGAGAUGUUAGAAUUUUAUUAAAUUAAUACUUUGUGAUCCCAUUUCAAAAUAAUAGUCUACACAUAUUUAAUUUAUUAUGUACGUUAUUUUAAUUUGUUUCUAUAAAAAAAAUCACUCCAGUUAUUAUGAUAUAAAAUUAAAGUAAUUUAAGCAAUGUUGCUUGGUAAAAUAGUGCUGCUAGAUUAAACAAUGUAACUAAAAUUAUUCUUAAAGAUCUCAAUA